AUAAAUACCAUUGUUUGAGGUGCAAAUAUAUACUCGAGGUACGAAUUUUGAUUUCAAUGGGUUCGAGUGAUGGUAAUGAUAAUUUUGUACAGGAAGUGAAAGUCGUAGCACCAAUCAAUAUUGCUCUAGUCAAAUACUGGGGCAAAAGAAAUGAAGAUCUUAUGCUUCCACUGAAUGAUUCCAUUUCACUUUCUAUCAAUGAUCUUUGUGCGAAAACAAGGAUACGGAUAGGGCCAUCGAUCAAGAAGGAUUCAGUCUUAAUCAAUGGUUCAAAUAUAUGUCUUUCAAAGUACCCAGGAUUUCUUCGAUGUUUUAAAGAAGUGAGACGACUAAUUCGGAAACGUUCCAUUAUAUCCGAAAGUACAGGGAAGUCAGAGAAGCAAAAAUAUUUCAGCAAGUUUGAAGUUGUUUCCGAAACAAGUUUUCCUAUUGAAGCAGGACUUGCUUCGUCAGCCUCCGGUUUUGCGGCUAUUGCAUAUGGCCUUGGGCAGGUUUACCAUUUAAAUAUCAACGACGUAAUUCGCGUUGCUAGAAUGGGCUCUGGAAGUGCAUGUCGGAGUAUCUUAAGUGGUCUUGUACACUGGAAAGCAGGUACAGCAGAAGAUGGUGCUGAUUGCAUUUGUGAAACAGUUUUUCCGGAAGAUUAUUGGCCUACUUUGAGGUCACUAAUUUUGGUAACCUCAUAUGAUCCUAAAAAAGUUGGUAGUUCUAAUGGAAUGCAGUCAACUGUUAAAACUUCAAAAUUAUUGCAAGCUAGGAUGGAUAUUGUGCCUGAACAAAUAACGAAGUUAAAAAAUGCUUUUCGCAAUAGAGAUUUCGAAAAAUUUGCCCAAGUAAUAAUGUCGGAUAGUGGACAGUUGCAUGCUCUAUGUAUGGAUACUAUGCCAUCUCUCAGGUACUUGAAUAAUCAUUCUUGGUACUUUAUGCAACUUAUUCAUGCCCUGAAUAGGCACUGCAAAAGCACGAAAGUAGCUUACACGUUUGAUGCUGGUCCAAAUUGCUGUUUAUUUUUGGAAUCCAUUAACGUACCGUUAAUUCUGGCAGCUAUCGAUAAAUAUUGCAAAUUACCAUCCGAUCUCAUAGAGCAGAUAACAAAGUGUCCUGCUGCAUUUGAAUAUAAAAAUUUGAAAAAUUUGAUGGAGGAAGAACAGAAAAAUCUGGUGUUGCUCGAAUCUGUACAAGGCGGAGAGAACAGCGAAAUCGAACCGAUGGAAGGUGCUAUCAAGGAUAUUUUUCUUAGUUGUGUGGGCGCUGGACCAAUGUUAGCUGAGAACAGGUAG
Messenger RNA from Loa loa (African eye worm), 1280 nucleotides. RefSeq lists its product as hypothetical. Gene Ontology annotation, cellular component: cytosol. The coding region runs from base 57 to 1280 and encodes 407 amino acids. The record is from RefSeq and is a predicted model, not a curated record. Lineage: Eukaryota; Metazoa; Nematoda; Chromadorea; Rhabditida; Onchocercidae. The transcript has 9 exons. Gene Ontology annotation, biological process: isopentenyl diphosphate biosynthetic process, mevalonate pathway; isoprenoid biosynthetic process. Gene Ontology annotation, molecular function: diphosphomevalonate decarboxylase activity; ATP binding.